AUGGGACGUUCACAAGUGUUGUACAAUCGCACGAAAGGACGAUUUCGCAACAAGGUCCGCGAUCAUCAAUCUCAGCAGCCACAGCAGCCACAGCAGCCACACAAUGAUCAUCACCCUCGUGGAUACCAUCAGGAUCAACCAAGACAAGGAAAGGAAGAUAAUAAUAGCUACGAAUCGAAUCAUGGCAAAAGUGCUGACAAGAAACGGGCUCGGACUCGAUCCACCAUUGGUCAGAACACCACCAUUAAUGAAUCCGAAAUGUUGUUGCUUGCCGAUUCAGCUGCUCCCCAAUACUACGUUGAGGAUGACACGUCCACCAUAUUUGGUGGCGGAAAGGAUAAGGAAAAGGAAAACAAACCGAAAGACCCCUUUGCCACUUCCGCUUCUUCCUUGGAUAUUGCCUCCUUGGAAACCACCCUGUUGACUUGUGUUUCCGUCAUGGAUAGACUCAAGCUGCCAGCCCAUGUGGCGCAAAGCUUGCAAAAGGAAGGCUCCUCCAUGGUGGUAACAACUACAAUAUCCUCAUGCAAUUCAGGGUUUUCUUCCAUGAUGAGAACCAUUGAUGCACGAGGAGAGGCAGAUUCAGAAGAUAUGGUUCGCAAUGCCAGACUCCGAAAGCAGCUCGUCGGAGAAUCUCCUACCAACAUGACGAUUGCUCCUCCAGCAAAUGUAGCGUCACCAGAACUCGUCGAGAAUGACAGCAAGGAGGAGGAUAGCUUCCUUGCCAGCUUGAGCUUGGCGGACGAUGAUGAAUCUGCAGAUGUCAUUCGUCCUUCGUACAGUGGCAUUCAGGAGCGGGGAAGGACGAAUCUUCCAGCGGCACCCUCACUUAUCUACGGCGCGACAUCCAGUAUCAUACAAACCAAGUACAAUAACAACAAAAAGAAAGGAAAUGACGAUGCUAGCUAUUCCAUUGGUCCUGACAAGAUCAAAGCCACGGAACAAGGUGAUAUUGAGGUUCGAAUGAAGAAGGAUGAUGCAUCUCGGCAGUCUCGAGAAUUUGAUGUUGAUCGUUAUGCUGUUAUUGAUGAAGACGAUGAAGAUUCCCUCACGACGACGGAUCAAAGACUUCCAAACAGUAUGCGAAAUGUUCACGUUCCGAAGAAUCGAAACAGGAUAGCUCAACCAGCGAGUGGCAAGCUUGACCCGCCAACAACAACGAAGGAUCCACCUGCCGGCAUGAUCCCUCCACUGAGAGCGGACCCUUCGGACGACUCAGAAAUGCUCGAAAACUGGUUGGAUGAUAUCGUUGGAGUCGAUGCUGCUUCCUCGGCCGCAGUGCAUCAUCCAAUGGAUACUGAUCGGGAUGCAGUGGCGGACAGGAUAGGUCGUGCUGCCCCUGGAAACAAGAACGGGCCUCCCGUAUCCAGUUUUCCGGACUUUGUUGGGGGCACUAUAUCGAAUAAUGCGAGCCCCAUGUCCCAGGCCACUGCAAUGCCAAAAGAAGUCACAAUUCCACAGCGCCCAGUUAUGGUCAACGCACUGAACCAUGCCACGGCAGUGCCGGUAGAUCCACGGCCAACGCCACCGCAAGAAGAAGUUGAGGAUACCUUGGAAUCAUGGCUUGACGAUGUCAUCAUGUAG
Messenger RNA from Cylindrotheca closterium, 1584 nucleotides. Lineage: Eukaryota; Bacillariophyta; Bacillariophyceae; Bacillariales; Bacillariaceae. The record is from the annotation of a GenBank genome assembly.